Colletotrichum higginsianum IMI 349063 is the source of this 3768-nucleotide messenger RNA. Its product is annotated as Stress response protein NST1. NCBI's taxonomy places the organism in Eukaryota, Fungi, Ascomycota, Sordariomycetes, Glomerellales, Glomerellaceae. The record is from RefSeq and is a predicted model, not a curated record. The transcript has a single exon. The coding region runs from base 1 to 3768 and encodes 1255 amino acids.
AUGCCGGCCAACCACCGCCAGCCGGCACCCCAGACGCCUGCGUCUCCAAGCACCAAGCCCACGGCUCGCUACACGAACAAAGAUGGCUCCAAGAUCAUCACCGUCCCAAAGGGUCCCCCCUCCACCGAUCCCUCGCUGCCAUCCACUCCGACUUCGUCGGCCAAGGCCCCGAGCUUGCAGACCACCGUCGCCGCCAACGGCCCCGACGACUCGGCCCCUGCCGUCAACCGCAAGAAGCAGAAGCGUCGCGCAAAGGCCGCUGCGAAGGCUGCCGCCGAGCAAGCCGUCGUCGGCCAAACACCCAACGGACGCCCAAGUCCUGCGCCUGGCGCAUCCGCCCCCCAGCCUCGCUCUGCCCGACAUGACGACGACCACGAUUCCAGCGAUGACGACGCCGACGCCGAUGACCGCCACUCGGUCGACGACGACGACGAUGAUGACGACGACGACCAUCGCCAUCGCCAUCCCGGCGCCAACGGUGUUGCCUCAGCCAAGUCCAAAAAGUCCAAAAAGAAGAAGAAGAAGAACGCAAAGAACCCGCAACUCGCCAACCCCCAGUUCGACAACGUGCCGCAGCAACAGCACCAACACCAUAACCAUAACCAUCACCACCACUCCCACCCCCACUCGCCAUUGACGGCGCCCCGCGGGCCUGGCAUCUCCAAGGAUAAAAUCUGGAACACCAGCUCGCAGGAGGAGAGGGAACGCAUCAAGGAGUUCUGGCUCGGUCUCGGCGAGGACGAGCGCAAGUCAUUGGUCAAGGUCGAGAAGGACGCUGUUCUGAAGAAGAUGAAGGAGCAGCAGAAGCACACAUGCAGCUGCACCGUCUGCGGCCGGAAGCGCACCGCCAUCGAGGAGGAGCUCGAGGGACUCUACGACGCCUACUACGAGGAGCUCGAGACCUUUGCGAACAACGGAGAGGGUCCUCACAUCCUGCCGCCUCAUCGCGAAUUCCCCCUUCGCCCCUCACGCCUCCCCGCGACCUACUCGGGCCAGCCGCCGUCACGUGGCCGCAUAGUCGAACACGUCGGCGACGACGACGAUGACGACGGCGACGAGGACCCCGAAGAAGAGUACAGCGACGAGGAAGACGAGCUCGAGGAGGAGGAGGAGGAGGAGGAGGAGGAGGAAGAAGAGGAAGAAGACGACGAUGAGUACAGCGAAGAGGACGAACCGCCAGAGGACGCCCACCCUCACGACCGGGACGUGGCCGACUUCUUGACGUUUGGGAACAGCCUGCAAGUCAAGGGUAUGCAGCUUCUGGACUCUCUACUCUGCAGAUAUGGUAACAUGGACUUAGGCGGCAUACUCACCGUUGCGGAUGACCUCCUCAAGAACGACGGCAAGCGUUUCAUCGAGAUGAUGGAGCAGCUCGCCGAGCGCCGCAUGGCCCGCGAAGAGGACGCCAAGGAGCACUUCUCGCGCGGCUACGGUCAUCCCGCCAACGGCUCCUACUCGAAUCAUGGCCAUCCUCCUCCCGAAGACGACUAUGACGACGAGGACGAGGAGGAGGAUGAUGACUAUGACGACAGCCAAGAAGAGGAAUACGAGGAUGAAGAAGUGAGCUCCUCUCAAUACACACAUGACCAUAAACACUCGAGUACUGAGCAUUACUGUUGUCAUCAUCAGGACACGAUGACCGAGGAACAGCGCAUGGAGGAGGGUCGUCGCAUGUUUCAGAUCUUCGCCGCUCGCAUGUUUGAGCAACGCGUCCUCACGGCCUAUCGGGACAUGGUCGCCAAGCAACGACAGCAGCAGCUCAUCGAAGAGCUCGAGGAGGAGAACCGCCAGGACGCCCAACGAAAGGCCAAGAGGGCCAAAGAGAACCAAAAGCGCAAGGACAAGGCCGCCCUCAAGAAGCAGCAGCAGGCCGAGGAGAAGGCCAGGAGGGAGGCCGAGAAGGCCGCCGAGGAAGCCGCCCGCCUCGAGGAGCAACGACGGAAGGCCGAAGAGCAGCGCCUCCGGGCCGAGGAGAAACGCCGCAAGAAGGAAGAGCAGAAGCGUCUCGAAGAGGAGGAGCGCCUCCGCAAGGAGGCCGAGCGACAAAGGCGCCUCCAGGAGCAGCAGGAGAAGCGUGCGGAACAGGAACGCAAGACGCGAGAAGCAAGGGAAAAGGCGCAGAAACUCAAGGACGAGGUUCGACUACGUGACAAGGAGGCUCGGGAGCUCAAGGAGAAAGAGACGCGGGAGCGGAAAGAGAAGCAGGACCAGGCCAGACGCGAAAAGGAGGCCAAGGCCAAGGCCGAUCGAGAAGCCAAGGCCAGAGCUGCCGCCGAUAAGGAGAACAGCGUCAUCGAACGGUCGAAGCAGGAGGACAACAAGCCGGCAACAGCACCAAAGGCCGCCACCGCCGCUGCUCCUAUUCCUAUACCCGCCUCGGGUCGACGGUUGUCGCAACAUCCGGUGCCGAUCCCGACACAUCCCUCCAACCCCGCAUCCUACGCAUCCCCAAAGAUACCCGUUGCGACGCCGGCUCUGCCCAAGGCUCCGACACCGAUCCGUCCCAAGCAUGCGCCCCAGCCCCUGGAAAACAGCCUGCCGGGAUCCCAGGCCUCGCAAUCCGGGUCGAGCGCCAGCCAGAACCCGUCACCUCACCCCGCAACGCCCGGCCACACGAGCCCGGCGCCGAUCGGGUCUAGGAAGACGAGCGUGGCGACGUCGAGCUCGCUGCCGCAUCCCCACUCGGUGUCGCCGUCAAGCAUCAAGGGACCGAUGCAGACUGGCCCCUUUGGCAUGCCUAUGAGCAUGCCGCCGCCCGGGUUCGGUGUGCCUCCUCCGGGACUCGCGAACCGCAUGCAUGAUCCCAUCUUUGGUCCGCCCGGCAUCCCCGGGUUCGGUAGACCACCGCCCGGCAUGAUGCCCGGUCCGCCCGGGCUUAACGGGCCCGCUGGACGCGGUUUCAUGCCGCACCCACCCCCCGGUUUCGGACAGCCCAUAGGCGGCGAUCCGAUGCACAACAUGGCACCGGGGCCGGCAACACACUCGAGGCAGCCCUCCGGCGGCUAUGACCCGGCUUCACCACCAACCCCUGCGCAACCCAUCGGAAGACCGGCACCUAUCGGACGACCCGGCAGCGUGGUGCACGGGCAACGUAAUGAGCAACCUGACGACUUUGCCAACCAGCAUCUCGGGAGCAGCGCACUGCUAGACGACGCCGAGGAUCCGAUCGCCGCGGCCAUGAACGCGGCCAGGCACCGCAACCAGCUGCCGCGACCGGCGUUCCCGACGAUCCCGUUCGCGGGGGGCAUGGACAACGGAUUCCACAACAUGCACAACAACGUAUGGGGCCCGUCGCCGAUGGGCUUCGUCCCGCCUCCCGGCCUGGGCAACCCCACCUGGGGCAGCCCCAUGAUACCGCCGAUGCCGUCGCUGGGCCAGAUGCGAACGGGGGGCAAUCCUCGCUCGGUGGCGGUUCGCCUGAUGCUGUGCCGCGCCUGCAAGGAGCUGCAGGCUCGCAGCCCGGACAGCGCGGAAUCGUUUGUCGAUCUCGCGGCGAUCAAGGCCGAGGUGGACCAGCUCAGCCGGAUGGAGAUUAUCUCGGAAGACGACCUACUGGACCUCGCCGAAACGGAGGGCAACGCGCACAACGGCGGCGGCACCUUUGACAUCCGGCGCGACGCCAACGGCCCCGGCAAGCACUCGGUGCGGUGGGUGCCCGAGUUCAACGACAUGUCGCAGCCUCACCACCGAGCGGUGGGCGCGCCGGGCGAGAUCGGGAGCCCCAUCAUCGGCAGCGGUGCCACUGCGUUCUUGGCUAGGGGGCAGUAG